Messenger RNA from Scheffersomyces coipomensis, 477 nucleotides. RefSeq lists its product as uncharacterized. Gene Ontology annotation, cellular component: intracellular membrane-bounded organelle. The record is from RefSeq and is a predicted model, not a curated record. The coding region runs from base 1 to 477 and encodes 158 amino acids. NCBI's taxonomy places the organism in Eukaryota, Fungi, Ascomycota, Pichiomycetes, Serinales, Debaryomycetaceae. The transcript has 2 exons.
AUGGUAGCAAUUCGAAUUCCCGUUCUUAUACGCUACCUAGGCUUUGCAAAUAUUCACUUACCAUACGAUAAACUCAUACAUUUCGUUACCUUUUUUGUAUUAACCACGGAGUUCUAUUUUGUAUUUGAUACCAAACUUAAAUCGUUGAAAACUUUACGCUAUAUAACCUUAAGUAUUUGUACAAUAGCGGGUGGCAUUGGACUGGAAAUCAUUCAAAGUUUAGUGAAUCCAAAUAGAAUAUUCGACCCAUUGGAUAUUGCUUUCAAUAUAAGUGGAAGUUUACUUUCAGUUGGUUUAAGUUCAUGGUAUCAAUCAAGCGCUAUCAAAAAGUCAAAAGAGCAAAGAAAUCGUUACAGACAUGUUCCAGGCCAAGAACCUGAUAUUCCAACUCAUACAACUGCUCAUAAUUCACUGGAUGCUGACGAAGAAGGAUAUGUAUCCAUUCAAUUGAAUGAUACAGCUGCAGAUAAGUCAUAG